AUGGCUGACCCGCUGAGCAUUUCUGCUAGCAUUGCGGGUCUUAUCUCUCUCGCGGAUAUUGUCUUCCUGCGCCUGACAAAAUACAUCAAGUCAGUCAAAGAUGCUGAGACAGAAAUCAAUGACCUUUGCAAAGAGGUCAAUCUGCUUGGCGGUGCCGUCAGUAUGCUGUCGAGAUUAGCGAGAGGCCACGAGAUGGAAGCCGAGCCAUUCAAUCGGAAGUUCCGAAUGUACCACAUCGAAGGAUGCGCUUUCAUCCUCAACGAGAUCACUCAGAAGACCAAGAAAUACGACGCGAACCCGAGAGGCAAGCUCCUGAAGCUAAUGUGGCCGUACACCUCCUCGAAGACCAAAGAAUUGCUUGCCAACCUCUCCCGCCACAAAGAAAAUAUCAACUUGGCCUUGACAGCCAAUUCCAUGGAGGCACUACUACGCUGCCUUGCAACAGAGGAAGACAGAGCAAAAGCAAUAGCCGAAGUUCAAGCCGAAGUUCAAAAGGCUCGAGAAAUUGUGGUGCGGAUUGAAGAGGAUUCCCGCCGGAAAGAAAUCCUCCAAUUCUUUCUGCCCUACAAUCCGCAGCCUAACUACGAAAUGAGUGUAAAGCUACGUCAUCCAAUGACCGGCACGUGGCUUGAACGUCUUCCUUCUUUUCAGACAUGGCUUUCGAGCCCCUGUUCGCGACUCUGGCUGAGCGGAAUCCCCGGUGCAGGUAAAACUGUUCUGGCGGGGUCUAUCAUCGGACAAGCCCUUGUGCGAAGCUCAGACACCGUAGCCGUCGGAUUCUUCUUCUGUGACUACAAGAAUGAGUCGACGCAGACGCCAGUAAGCGUUCUAGGGGCCUUGGCUCACCAGCUUGCUCGACAGAACGAACAAGCCUACGUAACGCUUGAAGAGUAUUACAACGAGCUUCACCCCGAGAAGAGCUUGCCACGUCGCCCUGAUGCAGAUGACCUUGUAAGAGUCAUCGUGACAAUGGCACAAGCCUUCGAUCGAGUAUAUUUGGUGGUUGACGGCCUAGACGAAUGCCAAGACAGCACAGAUGAGGUUCUAUGGGCUCUAUGCACAAUUGCCGAAAGCUGUGAUGAGAUUUCUAUGGCAUUAUUGAGUCGCCACGAAGACAAUAUUCGAGAGAUUCUCCAAGAUCCGGAGACCAGCUUUAUCAACAUUCAGAUUGCAGCUCACAAGGAGGAUAUCACUGAGUACGUCGCUUCGGAAAUCCAGCAUCGGAUAAGGAACAGGAGGCUUCAUCUCGAAGACUUAUCCUUGCAAGGGGAAAUUCUUGACACCUUGGUAGACGGCGCCAAUGGAAUGUUCCGCUGGGUUGCCUGUCAGCUCGACCACCUCGGAUCCUCAUAG
This is a messenger RNA of Colletotrichum siamense, 1353 nucleotides long. Its product is annotated as Vegetative incompatibility protein HET-E-1. Lineage: Eukaryota; Fungi; Ascomycota; Sordariomycetes; Glomerellales; Glomerellaceae. The record is from RefSeq and is a predicted model, not a curated record. Bases 1 to 1353 code for a protein of 450 amino acids. The transcript has 3 exons.